This is a messenger RNA of Anopheles aquasalis, 836 nucleotides long. Its product is annotated as mitochondrial transcription rescue factor 1. Gene Ontology annotation, cellular component: mitochondrion. Gene Ontology annotation, biological process: regulation of mitochondrial transcription. The record is from RefSeq and is a predicted model, not a curated record. NCBI's taxonomy places the organism in Eukaryota, Metazoa, Arthropoda, Insecta, Diptera, Culicidae. Gene Ontology annotation, molecular function: RNA binding.
UAAAUAAACAAACGUAGGAGCUCAGGAUGUCCUUUCUGGUGCGUUCGUUCCGCUCCUCGAAUGUGUUUCACAUUCUGAAAAGGACCUUUCAGUGCCCCUUAACCGAGAGCCAACGGAGGGGCUAUGGACGCCUCAACAAUCACAUCGGUUUUACACCGGCGCUUACGCUUCACGCAGCGGGUUCGUUAUACAACCAUCAACCACAGUGUGGCAAGUCAACCAAAAAGGUCACCAACAGUGGUCGCCGUGGUCAGCCUAGGAAAUCGUCGAUCGUCGACGAGGAAGAGGAUGCUGAGGAGGCCGAGAACGAGACGACGGCGUACGACGAUCUGAUCGGUGAUAAGCACAGCCGGCUGGUGAAGGUUACGGUCAAUUCACUGCGUGCCGAUUUGCUUCUGAAAGCCGGCCUAGGGAUUGCGCGUAACAAAGUGGAGGCACUGUUCUACGAGAGUAAGAUACGAGUUAACGGGAAGAAACUGCUGAAGAAAAGCUCACAGUUGGAGCAGGAGGACGAGAUCGAUGUGAUCCGGGGUGUGAGUCCCAACAACCCGGACUAUUUGAUCGUGUGCCGCGUCGAAAUACUGUCCGUAGAACCGCGCACCGAAAAUCUAGUCGUUACCCUGCGCCGACAGAAUUCCCUGGUCAUAGAAAACUAUCCAGAAUCCCACAGUAAAUAAGGUGCUUCGCGUGCUCGCAACAAAUGGAUUUUGUCCGAGGCAAACCGGACAAAUUUUCAGUAGAGUUUAACAGCGUGUGUCCACAUCGUGUGAGCGCGAUUGCUGAUGUGUAUGCGGUGUUUUUUUGUUUUAAAUAAAAUCAUAAACUGUACAAACAUC